AUGUUGACACUAAUCCCAGGGGUACAGUCAUAUGAAUGGGGUGUGCCUGGUGGUGCAAAAGACAGCAUGGUCGCUGAUUUUGCUGAAUGCACGCCAGAGCUUGGCUUCCAACGCGAAUCUUCCAAACCGUAUGCGGAACUUUGGAUGGGCACACACCCUACCGUACCGUCGCGAGUGGUGAAGGAAGAUGGCACUCGUACACUGCUGAAUGACGUACUGCAGGAAGACCAGGCAUUGAUAGGCUCUGAAGUGGCGCGUCACUUUGGUGUCGACAAGACUUGUGGCCGCAUUGCCGUUUCUGUUCAAAGUGCUUUCCAUCAACAAGGCAUUGUCGAUUCAAGCACAUCCCGAUAA
Messenger RNA from Malassezia globosa CBS 7966, 354 nucleotides. RefSeq lists its product as uncharacterized. Gene Ontology annotation, molecular function: mannose-6-phosphate isomerase activity; zinc ion binding. Gene Ontology annotation, biological process: GDP-mannose biosynthetic process. The record is from RefSeq and is a predicted model, not a curated record. The coding region runs from base 1 to 354 and encodes 117 amino acids. NCBI's taxonomy places the organism in Eukaryota, Fungi, Basidiomycota, Malasseziomycetes, Malasseziales, Malasseziaceae. Gene Ontology annotation, cellular component: cytosol. The transcript has a single exon.